AUGACCGAGACUAGUACCUCUGAGACGCCUGUGACUGCGCCUAUUGUAAAGGAAUUUACACUUGAAGAUGUCAAGUCGCAUAAUACGGCAGAAGAUUGCUGGAUGAUUAUUCGAGAUGAGGGUAUUCGCAAGGUGUAUGACGUAACAGCAUUUCUCAACGAUCAUCCAGGUGGACCUGAGAUUAUGGUAGACGUGGCUGGAAAGGACGCGACGGAAGAGUUUGAGGAUAUUGGUCACUCAAAUGAUGCACGUACGCAGCUAAAGAAUUACGAGAUUGGUCAGAUUAUUGGUGACACCAAGCAACAGACACCCACCAAGACCAGGACCAGUGGCACCACUUCAUCGGGCCGACAGGACAUUAGCGGUCAGAAUGGUCCGCUGUAUGCUAUUUUGGCAUUUGUAGUGGCCGCUGCUGCACUCUACCUUAAAUACCAGUAA
Molecule: messenger RNA, 438 nt
Organism: Peronospora belbahrii
Lineage: Eukaryota; Oomycota; Peronosporomycetes; Peronosporales; Peronosporaceae
Source: the annotation of a GenBank genome assembly